Molecule: messenger RNA, 1946 nt
Organism: Coccidioides immitis RS
Lineage: Eukaryota; Fungi; Ascomycota; Eurotiomycetes; Onygenales; Onygenaceae
Product: nuclease
Exons: 2
Coding region: 82-1017 (311 amino acids)
Cellular component (GO): cytoplasm; mitochondrion
Source: RefSeq, a predicted model, not a curated record
CUUGAAUCUUCAACGCCAACCUUCAACGAGCUACGCGAGAUAUACGACAGCGAUUCUUCCACUUAAAACGCUCAGCUAGUCAUGAGAUGGCUGUUCUGGGCUUCACCACCGCAAGAUGACUCAAACAAUAAUAGCGGCGCUGCUUCACAAGUGAAAUGCAGGAAUAAUGAGAACGUGGACGUGCCCGCACCGUCAAAUGCAGCACCUCCCUCCGACCGCACAAUAUCUAAAGUCCAAUCCAGCAGCAGAGAUUGGAAUUCGAUAGUCAACGCGACGGACUGGAAACAAUUCACUGAGCCCAGGACGAUUAUCCCCACAGCCCUGGUAACUGGAGGCAUCUUGCUCUGUGUGCACAUCCACCGAAAGUACCUGCGGCGGAUACCCGAAGCGGGGCACAUCUCGCCCUCUUUCUUCAGGCGACGGAGUCUGCUGGGUAAGGUGACCAGUGUCGGAGAUGGGGAUAAUUUCCGGAUGUACCACACCCCCGGCGGAAAGCUGGGUGGAUGGGAGUGGUGGCGGAAAGUGCCCACGGGAAAGAAUGAGUUGAAGAAUAGGACUAUCCAUGUCCGUCUCGCAGGCGUUGACGCCCCUGAACUCCCUCAUUUCGGCCGCCCCGCCCAACCGUUCUCCCACGAAGCACAUUCCUGGCUGACAAGGUACAUUCUGGGCCGGCGUGUUCGAGCCCAUCUCUAUCGUCCCGAUCAAUACGGGCGCGUCGUGGCCACAGUCUACGUCCGUCGCUGGCUCUUCUUCAGGCAAGAUGUCGGGCUACAGAUGUUAAAACAUGGUCUAGCGACGGUGUACGAGGCGAAGACGGGAGUAGAGUUCGGCGGAGUGGAGCUAGAGAGACAGUAUCGAGAGGCAGAAGCAUGCGCUAAGAAGAAGGGGAAAGGGAUGUGGAAAGGGUUGAAGGGAGGGAAGAAAGGAGAGUGGGAGAGCCCGAGAGAGUAUAAGACGAGAAUGGCAGCAGAGGAAGAGCAGAAGAAGAAUGCUCGGGGGGGUACGAGGAAGAAGUGAUGAAUAACAUCCUCCUGUUGGGAUGGAUACCGUUUGGGCCUUUUGUGUCAAGCCAUGGAGUUGGUUGGAGUUCUGUUCUGUCGUCCCUCCAAUACCCGUUUGCAUGAGAUGGCUAUACGUGGCUACAUGUGACGAUGUCAACCUGACUACUGUAACUACGCUCUUUUUCAGCAUUAUUAAUGUGUGAUGUGAAUCAUGAACAUGUGUUAUGAAUAAGUUGGAGUGCCCUAUGUACUGUACAUAGCCAAAAGGCAAACAGGGAGCCAAUAGCUCUAAUUAAACACCAGUGCUAACAGAUACCGCGCUGUGGCUGGGUAAUCUAGAUAACAGGAUAUAAUCUUUAAUUAUUUCAUGGCCGAGACAGGUCCCAUUAACCGAACCUUCUUUCAACCUCAGCGAAAAGCUUGGGGCUGAUUUCAUCGCUUGAGUUACCCUCAACCCGCCACAAGCACCCUUGCUUUUCAUAGUGGUCAAGUAGCGAUUGGCUAGUUUCUUCAAACUUCUUGAACCUCUCCUUCCAAACAUCAGUUGAAUCAUCCUGCCUCUGAACCAGUGCCUCUCCUGUUAUAUCAUCUUUUCCAGGGACUUUUGGUGCAUUGAAUUCUGUGUUAUAUACCCGUCCCGAAGCAGGAUGAACCCAUCGGGACGCGAUCCGGGAGAGAAUGACGGCAGGAGGUGUAAGGAGUUGCACGACAAGGUUGAUGGGGACUAGGCUUUCUAGGCUGGAUGCUUGGAUGGCUGUGCGUGGGAACCCGUCGAGGAUAAAGGAAGCGGAAGGAUCCAGGCUUGCCGCCGCUGUGGACGAUGACGAUCCCGGAGCGGGUUUAGAAAGCCAGCCCUUCGAGGCAAGCUCUGAUGAUAUUAGGUCCAGUAUCAUCGCAUCUGGAACGAGAUUUCCUGCUUGGAUAGCGGCCUCCGCUUGGAUACCU